This is a messenger RNA of Chenopodium quinoa (quinoa), 1777 nucleotides long. RefSeq names its product tobamovirus multiplication protein 1-like. The record is from RefSeq and is a predicted model, not a curated record. Lineage: Eukaryota; Viridiplantae; Streptophyta; Magnoliopsida; Caryophyllales; Amaranthaceae. The coding region runs from base 567 to 1460 and encodes 297 amino acids. The transcript is spliced from 11 exons.
UUUGCUCAUUUAUACCCUUAAACUUUUACCAAAGAAGUCAUUUUAGUAUUGCAUCAAUAUUUAAUACGAGUAGUAGGAAGUAAUAACUAAUAUUAAUAUUCUUUUUUAAGUUAGUUAAUUAGAGAAAUUAUUAUGGAUACUAUAAAGUGGAGGGAAAUAGUUGAAGCAUUUUGAACAUAAACUUUUAAACUUUAAUGAAACACUGUAUUAUACAGAGUAUUACUAUACAAUAAAUACUACGCACUCCGUAUUUUUUAUCAAAAAAAAAAAAAGCAUUUAGUUGGGAAAGUCAAGGUGAUCUUAACCCAUGACACGUGGAUAGCCAACCAUAGACGUGGCCUACCUUAAAAAACAUCACGUGUAAAUGUUGUAAUUUCUUUUUUUUUUAAAAAAAUUACUUUUAACUUUUCUUUCUUUUCCCCGAUUUUCUCAACUUUCUAACAAAGACAAAUCUCAUACAUUUUUAUUUUUGUUGUUUUAUUUCAAUCCCAUCCCAAAAAUCACCAAAAAAAAAAAAAAAAGGAAAACUUAGAUUGUAUAAAUAAAUAAACAAGAAGCUUCAAAUCAUGCGACGAACAAAGGGUUUGAUGGCGAUAGAAGGAAGUGAUAAUUAUUUAUUAGCGAGUGAUUUGUUGAAUAAUAUGAUGAUGGUUAUGGAAGAUGGUUUUAAUAAGAAUCCUAACAAAGAUGUUUAUUAUUAUACACUUUGUGCUUCUUUUGCUUUGGUUGCCAUCAUUGCUUUGGUGCAACUUAUCCGAAUACAAAUGCGAGUACCAGAAUAUGGAUGGACGACACAAAAGGCCUUUCACUUGAUGAAUUUCGUUGUAAAUGGGUUGAGAGCCAUUCUUUUUGGAUUGUACAAAAAAGUGUUUCAGAUCAGGCCGCAUACUCUUGAACUCGUGCUACUCGAUUUCCCGGGACUUCUCUUCUUUUCCACUUACACAUUGCUCGUGUUGUUUUGGGCAGAGAUUUAUCACCAGGCAAGAUCCCUACCCUCUGACAGACUCAGACCGGCAUAUUAUGCUGUAAACGGGAUAGUUUAUGUCGUUCAGAUAAUUAUAUGGAUUUGUAUGAGGCUCGUUAAAAGUCAUGCAGCUCUCCAGGUGGCAAAACUCUUUUUAUCAGUUAUUUCAUUUAGUGCAGCUUCUGGAUUCUUGGUAUACGGUGGAAGGCUGUUCUUUAUGUUGAAGCGAUUUCCUAUAGAAUCUGUAGGCCGUCAAAAGAAGAUCUAUGAAGUCGGAGUAAUAACCGCGAUAUGCUUCACAUGUUUCUUAAUUAAAUGCUUAGUGGCUGCUGUCUCUGCGUUUGAUGAUGAUGUUGAUGUUGAUGUCGUCGAUCAUCCUUUAGGAAAUCUUCUUUAUUACAUGGUGGUUGAGAUUGUUCCUUCUGCUCUAGUGCUCUUUGUUCUUCGAAGGCUACCUUCAAGACGCGUUUCGGAUCAGUAUCAAGCCAUCCAAUGAAGCGGUCGUCUUAUUUUUGGCCUGAUGAUUGGGGUAAUUAAGUCGGUGACAAGAUGCAGAAGCCAUUGGACAGUCACAGAGUCUAAAAUUGCAAUUUAUUGUCCUCUGGUAUAGGAAUUAAAAAUAGUAUUUCAUAGAGAUACCCUGGCUUGGCAAUGGACAAUGGCAGCAGAAUAUGCUUGGUUAAAUAAAUUUUCCUCACUUAGAAAAUGAGAAAUUCGAAACAUACAUGCAUAUUUAGUUUAGAUAAUUUGCAAAUAAAUACUUGAUUCUAUUUCGAAAGUGUGUAUAUUGAUAAAUGCAUGUAUUAAGUUUUA